CUCUGGGUGACUCUCUAGGAGACACGAUGCUACAGUCCGUUCUGGCUCUCUGCCUCUUCCUGAUCACAGUUUCUUCCAACCUUGCCAUUGCUAUCAAAAAAGAAAAGAGACCUCCUCAGACGCUCUCUAGAGGGUGGGGAGAUGACAUCACCUGGGUACAAACUUAUGAAGAAGGUCUCUUUCAUGCUCACAAAAGUAACAAGCCAUUGAUGGUGAUUCACCACCUGGAGGACUGUCAAUACUGUCAAGCACUUAAAAAGGAAUUUUCCAAAAAUGAAGAAAUACAAGAAAUGGCUCAGAAUGACUUCAUCAUGUUGAAUCUCAUGCAUGAAACCACGGACAAGAACUUGUCACCGGAUGGGCAGUAUGUGCCGAGGAUCAUGUUUGUUGACCCUUCCUUGACGGUCAGGGCUGACAUAACUGGAAGAUACUCCAACAGACUAUACACAUAUGAACCCCAGGAUUUACCCAUGUUAAUAGACAACAUGAAGAGAGCACUAAGACUUAUCCAGUCAGAGUUGUAAGGAAUGAUGGAAAGAUGCUUCAACGCUAAAAGGUCAAAUGUGUGACAUAAACAUCUGGCUCACUAACAAACACCAAAUGUGCAAGUUCAUGGAUUUGUUAACAUCAUUAUUUAGACUUAUGACAUGUCUAUGAUAAUUUAUGACACUAAAAUUAUAUUUUAAUAAAUGUUUAGCUGCAUGGUGAUGCUAGAGUCCAAUGUUUACCUAUAUCUCUAGCAAAGAUGGUUUGCCAUGAUCUCAGAGUUGCUAUGCUUUGCAUAUGAAAUGUCCUCACUGCCUCAUGUCUUGAAGGGUUGGUUCUCAGAAAGUAAAGUUCUGGAGACUUUAGAAGGCAGGGUCUAGCUAGAGGUCAUAGGUCAUGAUGGGUAGCUCACUGAGGGCAUCUGGUCUCUGCUACCUUCUUAUCUUACUCUUUACUUCCU
This is a messenger RNA of Acomys russatus (golden spiny mouse), 946 nucleotides long. RefSeq names its product anterior gradient 3, protein disulphide isomerase family member (gene Agr3). NCBI's taxonomy places the organism in Eukaryota, Metazoa, Chordata, Mammalia, Rodentia, Muridae. The coding region runs from base 27 to 524 and encodes 165 amino acids. The record is from RefSeq and is a predicted model, not a curated record. Gene Ontology annotation, molecular function: dystroglycan binding. Gene Ontology annotation, cellular component: endoplasmic reticulum. The transcript is spliced from 7 exons.